Strongyloides ratti is the source of this 4053-nucleotide messenger RNA. RefSeq names its product Protein mesh. Lineage: Eukaryota; Metazoa; Nematoda; Chromadorea; Rhabditida; Strongyloididae. The coding region runs from base 1 to 4053 and encodes 1350 amino acids. The record is from RefSeq and is a predicted model, not a curated record. The transcript has 3 exons. Gene Ontology annotation, biological process: cell-matrix adhesion.
AUGAUAGAUGAAGAAAAUAAUGAAAUAACAAGUGAAAUGGAGUUUCAAGCAAAAUUAGAAAAAAUUUUUGAAAAAGAAUCUAAAGAAGAUUUUGCUUAUUCAGAAAAAAUUAGAAAAAAAAGACAAUUAGCUAGAGAAAAUUUUCAAACAUAUGUUAAAAAUAUGGAAAAAGCUGAUUAUGAUGUUAGAUAUGAUGAAGGAUGGCAAUCAAUUUUAUAUCCAUUUGGAAAAUGGACAUUAGAUAAUGAAUUAAUGGGUCAAGCAGGAAGAGAAACUCAAACAAAUCUUGGAUUUGAUUGUCCAUAUUUUGGAUAUCGUUUUAAUUAUACUUUUGUUUAUCCAAUGGGUUUUGUUUCAUUUGCUCAACCAUCUUUUCAAUUACCACCAUUUACUUUUCCUAAUCCUGAAUGGCCAAAAGAAAGAGAUCAUUCAUUUAUAGCACCUUUUUAUGCUGAUGCUGCAUUUCAAAGAAUAGGAAAUGUUAAAAUAUCUAAUGUAUUUUUUAGAUCUGUUCAUAGACCAAGACUUGAUGAUGAUGAAUUUUUUAAUCCUUAUAAUCCACAAAGUAUAAGUUCUAGUGGAAAUAAUAUUAAUUAUAAUUCUCAACAACAAAUAAAUAAUCAACAAACUAAUAUAAAUUAUAAUACAAAUACAUUUGGUAAAAAAAGAAAAAAAAGGCAAAUGCCUGGUAGAAUAAAUCAACCAGGAAUGGUAAUAGAUCCAUAUCUUUUAGAUAACAUAACUAGAGAUGUUCAAGAAGGUUAUACAGGAGCAAAUGGUUGGAGAGCAGAACAUGCAUUUAUUGUAACAUGGUAUCGUAUGGCAUAUGGUGGAGCUCCAAGAGCUUUAGAUGUAUCUCAAUUUGAUUAUGUUAAAGAUUGGCAAAAUACUUUUCAACUUGUUAUUGCUACAGAUGAAAUAAGAACUUUUGCUAUUUUUAAUUAUGCCCGUCUUAACUGGACUUCAAGUACUGAUGCUGGUGGUUUAAAUGGUUUUGGUGGUAAACAACCUGCUAUGGUUGGUUUUAAUGGUGGUAAUGGUACUGGAUGGUAUCCAUUACCAUAUUCUGGUGAAGGACGUGUAUGGAAAUUAGGAUAUUUUUCUAAUGGUGUAACACCAGGACGUUGGAUUCAUAGAAUUGAUGAAGUAAUAAUUCCUGGUGGAUGUUCAAAUGCUUCAACAGGUGGAGUUUUAACAGCUCCACCAUGGGGACCAAUGCAAGGUGGUAUAGCAGUCAAUAUUUCAGGUCCAUGUUUAAGAGAAAAAGAUUCUGUUAAAAUGUCUUUUGAAUCAUGGGUUGUUGACUGUAAAAGAAUAUCAGUUGCUAGAGCUCGAUGUAUAAUGCCAAUAUUUCAUAAAACAGGUCUUGUUAUUGUUAGAAUGAGUCGUGAUGGUGGAGCUAGUUUUCCAUUUACUGGUAAAUUUUAUGUUAUGUCACCACAUCGUUCUCCACCACAAGUUAAAUUAAAAGAUGAUGUUGAAAAAAGUAUUAAUAGAUGGAAUCAACCUUAUGCUGAUCAAUUAUCAAUGGCAUGGCAAUAUCUUAAUCUUACUUGGAGCACUAGUGCUCGAAUAGAUAUAUCAUUAUGGGGAUAUUGGGAAGAUGCUGAUAGAAGUCAUUUUGAAAAAGUUGAUAUUAUAGCAAAAAGUAUUGGUAAUACAGGAUCAUAUACAUUUAAACCAACACAAUUAUCAAGAACUAAUAUGUUAUAUGGUGCAUCAGAUAAAUUUCAUUUUGGUUUUGUUCAAGUAGCAUUAUCUGAUAUAGAAGAUGGUGUUUUAUGGAGUGGUAUAACACCAUUUCCUUGGUAUUAUCGACCAAUAUGGGAACAAGCAUUAGGAGCUAAUUGGGCAACAACUCUUUGUAUUGAUUGGUUUGAAUAUGAUGGUAAAAGAAGAAAUUUUAUUGCUGAUCUUACUCAAGGAAAUUAUAUUUGUCCAUGUAUUUUAUCACAAGCAUUACUUGAUUUAGGAAGAUUUAUGCCUGAUAUGACAUGUGAUAUGGAUGGUGAUACUAGUUGUCCUUAUAAUAAAGGUGCACAACAUUGUAUACAAAGUGUUAGUCCAACAUGGACAGGUGCUGCACAAGUAUGUUGUUAUGAUUUUGAAGGAUAUCUUAUGUUUACAGAUGAUUGGGAACCUGAUGGUGAUUAUACAACAUAUUUUCAACCAGGAACACCAUCUCGUGCACAUCCAUUUGGAGCAUAUCCAUAUAAAAAUCCACCAUUUAUACCUAGUUUAAGUCAUUAUCAAAAUGAUAUACUUCCAUAUCAAAUGUGUUGUCAUUAUGCUCAACAUUGUGAAUUUUAUUAUUGGAGAAGAAUGACAAAUGGAUGCCAAGAUUAUAAACCACCAGUAGCUGGUUAUAUUUAUGGAGAACCACAUAUUGUAACAUAUGAUGGAUUAAAAUAUACAUUUCCUGGAAAAGGAUAUUAUGUUUUAACUAUGUCUGAAAAUCCAAUUCAUAAAUUAAUGGUUCAGGUACGUCUUGAACAACCUGAUGAAACAUUAUGGCAUUCAAAUGUUAAUGCUACUGUUGUUACUGGUGUAGCUAUUCAAGAAAAUUCAAGUAGUAUUGUACAAAUUUUUGCACGUAAACCAAUGCGUCGUUGGAGAUAUCGAACAGAUGUUUAUGUUGAUGGUGUAAGAAGAUUUUUUGAUCAACCACAAUGGAAAUUUCAGCAAUUUAAUGGUAUUAAUUUAAGAAGUCCUCUUCUUAAUAUGGAUAUGUCUGAAAUAGUAGUUAUGUUAAAUUCUGGUGCUGGUGUUAAAGUAUCUGAAAGUAAUGGAAUGUUAGAUGUAAUGGUAUUUUUACCACCAUCAUAUAAUUCAACUUGUAAAAGUGGACAAAAUCCAGGAACAAUAACAAAUACAAAUAAUCAAGAACAAUGUUAUACAACAAUGGGAUUAUUAGGUACAUAUAAUAAAGAUUCUUCAGAUGAUUUAAUGACAAUAACUGGAACAACAAUGAGAGCAACAGGAGAUACAUAUACACAAUCAACAACACAACAAAUAUAUGAACAAUUUGGUCAAAAAUGGAUUAUUGAUGGUAGUAAUGAUCGUAUAGGAACACCACUUUUUCAAGAUGCUUUUAAACCAAUUUAUAAUCCUUCUUUAUUUGCUUCAUCUGAUUAUAUUCCAACAUUUUGGCCACAAACUAUAUCUAUUAAUGCUUCAAGAGUAUUUACUAUGGAUCAAGUUAAAGUUACUUGUAUGGAAGUUAAACCAUGUGAAUAUGAUUAUAUGUUAACUGGUAAUAGAGAAAUUGCUACAACAACACUUCAAAAACAUAAAUCAUUUAUAGGUCUUCAAAAAAAAGGUUCAAAAUUACUUAAAUCAUGUGGACCUUUAAUGAAAGGACAAGGUGUUAUAAAAACACCUCCAGCUGCUAAUUAUUUAGAAGGUGAUACAGUAACAUUUUCAUGUAAACCAAAUUAUUAUGCUCAUGGUGAUUUAGUAAGAACAUGUAGAAAUACAUCAAUAUGGUCAGAAGGAUAUUGGGUAUGGUGUAGAAAUAGAAAUUUAGAAAUUGGUUUAAAAUGGAUGACAGCUUUAUUAAGUAUUUUUGGAUUUUUAUUAUUAUUUACAAUAAUAUUUUGUAUAUUAUGGAGUAAAAGAAAAGAAAAAGAAAAGAAUUCUAUAGAAAAGGGUAAAAAUAUUAAAGCUAUAAAAAAAAGAAUAGUUACAUUAGAUAAUGAUAGUCCAAAAAAAUCAUUAUUAAGUAGAGAAGAUACAAAUAAUUUUAGUAUUUCUAAUGAUAAUAUAAAUAAUGGUAUUGUAAAACAAUUACAACCAUCAAAAGGUUUUGGUUCUGGUUUAGCAUUUUCACCAUAUUCUUCAAAAUUACCUUACAAUGAUAGUAAUUUUAAUAAUAAACAACGUUUUAAUGCACCACCUAGUGUUAAUGAAUCAGUAAGAGGUUUUGGUACUGGAAGUGCUUUUAAUCAACCAAUACAACAAAAAACGUCAAAACAACAGUUUUCUUCAACACCACCAAUAUCAAAUUAUAACACAAAUAAAAAUACAAAUAUAUUUGGAUCUUCUGCUAUCUAA